AUGUCUAUAUUAUAUAUGCCAAAUUCAAUGCCCUCAUAUAAGACAGGUGUAUCAAUAUAUGUGUCUCCUCCACAAUAUGUAUUUGUGGUUCCCAUCGUAGCAACAAGAACAGUUUUUAGUUCACCAUCACAAAUGAAUCUUUCAACUGUUGUUUUUUCUAGUCCAAAUCAAAGAACAACUAUUAUUGUAUGA
Plasmodium adleri (nom. inval.) is the source of this 192-nucleotide messenger RNA. RefSeq names its product apical ring associated protein 1, putative. The coding region runs from base 1 to 192 and encodes 63 amino acids. The transcript has a single exon. The record is from RefSeq and is a predicted model, not a curated record. Lineage: Eukaryota; Apicomplexa; Aconoidasida; Haemosporida; Plasmodiidae.